Scylla paramamosain (green mud crab) is the source of this 2039-nucleotide messenger RNA. RefSeq names its product acanthoscurrin-1-like. Lineage: Eukaryota; Metazoa; Arthropoda; Malacostraca; Decapoda; Portunidae. Gene Ontology annotation, cellular component: extracellular region. The transcript has 2 exons. Bases 193 to 870 code for a protein of 225 amino acids. The record is from RefSeq and is a predicted model, not a curated record. Gene Ontology annotation, molecular function: peptidase inhibitor activity.
AAUGAAAAGGGGUACAAAGCAAGGGAAGGAGGGACGGAAGGAGAGAGGGAGGGAGAGAAAGUGAGAAUGUCGGAAGGAGGAAGCUGGUGAAGGUCAGUUUGAAGCUCAGCAUCUAUAAAGGGUCGCGGCCAUCCCGGACCACCGCAUCUCACCUGUGCUCUCUCCCCCAUCACACCUGAGCAGCGAAAGCAGAUGAAGACGACGGUGCUACUGCUGUUGGCGGGUGUGGUGCUCGCGGCGGCGGAAAAGAAAGAAGGGAAGUCUGAUGGAAGCAAAGCAAAUGCGAGGUUCCUUGGCUUUGGGGGACCUGACCUCCAUCCCCACCCCGGAGGACACCACGGGAUCAGUUCUGGACUGAACGUACAUCAUGAAGUGGGAUUCGGCGGCCACCAUGGAGGAGUCGGCGCACAUCACGGAGGAGGAAUCAGCUCUCAUCUUGGACUUGGUGGUGUGGGAGUCAGCAGUUCAUUCGGUUUAGGAGGAGUUGGCGUGCAUGGCCCCGUUUUGGGAGGACAUGGGCCAGGAGGACAUGGUUUGGGAGGCCAUGGGCUGGGAGGCAUUGGAUUAGGACAUGGGCUGGGAGGCAUUGGGUUCCCGUCGCCCGUGGCCCCGCCCAGUACGUGCCGCUACUGGUGCAAGACGCCCCAGGGACAGGCCUACUGCUGUGAGGACAGCAGCCAAGCCCCGAGCUUCGCUGGCGUGGUGAAGCCCGGCGUGUGCCCCCCAGUGCGCCCCGUCUGUCCCAACACUCGCAGCUUCCAGCCUCCUGCAACCUGCUCCAAUGAUGGCGGUUGCGGCGGCUACGACAAGUGCUGCUUCGACACCUGCCUGCAGGAACACGUGUGCAAACCACCGAUACAGUUCGGCUGAGUGAAUCUGCGCACAAACGCUGCACUCCUCUCCUUCCUGAGAUUCUCUUUGCUCUUCUUCGGGAGUGAGGCAGUUUGCCUCUACCCCUUGACAAAUAUUUAUUUUACAUUUCCAUUAGACAUUAAACGAUAUAAUUCUACUUUGAUUUUUUUUUUCCUUUCAUAACCUAUUUAUUACACAAACUGAUUUGCAUUGCAUAACCGUACCUAACUACAGGUUUAUCUGUCUGUUUCCAACUAUAUUCAUAUUUUCAAACCACUUAUUUAGCCGCGUCUCUCUUGACUGCGAACACGGCAGUGAUAACCCAAGCCUGUACGUGUCUCUUGUGACGCCACAAAGAACCACCACCAUCACCACCUGCAACAACAACAACAACAACAACAACAACAACAACAACAACAAACACAAGAAGAAGAAGAAGAAGAAGAAGAAGAAGAAGAAAAGUUGAUGCUGUCAGGAAGUACAACCUGAGGCGGACACCAAUGAAAUCUCGCCACACCAACACUGCACUGCCUUACACGUGCAGACUGAGGCCGAGAGAGUGGUUCGCUCAGGGUUUCGUCCAACAAAGGAAUGAUAAUAAGAUUCAUGAAGCUUUUUAAAGGUAUUUAUUAUUCCAAAAAAAUUGCUUUUAUUAAGCAAAUAAAAAAAUCACAAGAAAAUGUAAUAAAACUGUACUAAAUCAUCAAUCGAUGUCACUGCCUAGUCUCCAUUACCAACAUAGAGGUUUGGUGAAGAAAUAAUAUAACAAGUGAAAAUUCAUCGCGGAUCUUAGCGACCAAACACACCACCGAACCCGCCAUGUCCACCGUGCCCACCGUGCCCACCGUGCCCACCAAAUCCACCGGUUGUAGGUUUGCACACGUGCUCUUCAAGACAUCUGUCAAAGCAGCACUUGUUGUUGUAGCUGCAGUCGCUGUCGCUGGAGCAAGUGGUCGGGGGUCUGAAGACUCUGACAUUUGGACAUUGACCACGAAUUGGAGGGCAGCGUCCAGGAUUCACCACGGCGACAGGAGAGGCGGGGAUGGGGUCGUGUGUAUCUUUACAACAGUACACUUGAUUUUCAGGUGUUCGGCACCAGUGAAUACAAUCGGAACCACCGAACUGCAUGUAAGCUGGCACCACGCAGCCCACCAGCACGAGGAACGCUAUACGUAGUGACGCCAUCU